AGCAGGGAAGAAAUAUGGAAGAAGUAUGGAAGAAAUAUCUAAAAAUCUGUGGAUGAAAUCUAAAUCUACGGAAGAAGUAUGGAUGGAGAACUGGAAGUGGAGGAAAAUAGAACACCGAAAUCCUUCAACUAAUUCGUUGUGAACAGGAGUAUCUUAUUUAGGCUGAAUGGAAAACUAUAGGCGAUCGGCAGAUCGAUAGAGCAUCAUAGCACGACACUUGAAGAUGUUUAAGUUCGUUCCGUUGCUUACACAUCGAUCAUCGAGUCUGGUAAUCCUACGAAAUAGUUUUAAGUCGUCGGCGAGAAGAAGAGAUAUGCAGAGGAGAAUUUUGGCUAAAUGCUCGUGACGAAGAAGAUGAAGAGGCGAAGUCCGAAGUGAGAGAUUUUUUAGGAACACCAGAUAGAGCAUAUUAAUUGGCGCGGAUUUACAUUUCGAACUCUUCGAUCUCGAAGUCGUCUGGUUAGAUAACUGAGAUAAUCCAAGCGACAAGGUUGAUGUCUUCGACAAGGUGAUUAAGUCUGAUAAUACACGGGCCUAUGGCGAUGACCCUGAGACAGUGGAAAACUGUUGGAGGGCCGCGAUCCAAGAAAUGCGACGCAACGGCUGUUGGCAAAUUUCGACCGAUCGAUUCAGAAAGCGCUUUCGCAAGUCGAAGGAUCGCUGGAAGAAGAUUGCGCGGUACCGCAAGGAAAGUCUAUCGAAGAGGACAGAGUCGCUAUCGAGAAAGAUUAACUCUUCCACGAGAAAGAAUAUUGCCUGGACAGAGACCUCGUCCUCGGAUUCGCGAUCAGCCAAGGGUCCAAGAUAUCCUCGAGCAGGUUCGAUCGUACUCGGAUUCUCUUGCCAAUUGCCCGCGAGAGAGCCAAGGUGAGAAACGGCCCCGUUCUAUCACCCGAUACGUUAUAUCGUUAUCACGCGGAGAUAGCAAUCGUGUUGGUAGCGCGAGAAACGGUAAGGCAGAAAGUUAUUCUCCUCAGUAUCGUCCGAACGGUAGCCGCGGGAUCUUCACCGAUCUGUUCGCGAGACUACUGGCACGUUUCUCUUUUCGAUCAUGCGGACGAAUCGGGGUGGCAGGACACAGUUCGCACCUCGAGUCCAAGAGAUUGGAAGCUCCUCCGAUCCACUUAGCCGGUUUUCGCCGGGCCGAUCUCCGAAAUCGGGAUCGCUGGUUCACAGUUUCUCAGGACUGAAUUCCGCAGCCGACUCUAAGAAGCUACGUUCCUCGCCAAGAGCAAGCAGGUCUUCGCGGAGCUGUUAGCUAGGAGGCAGCCGUCCUCGAGUUCAGGAAAAAGAGGAGAAACGGGGCUGCGGUAUCGCCGAGCCACAUCUCGAACCGGAGCAUGCCUUCGUCGAACUGGUAGUCGGGGGUGAUCCAUAAAAAAAAGGAAGAGGACAAAGGCAGCCACAGUUUCAGAAGCUACGAACCCAGGGGAGGCCUUCGUCGAACUAGCGUCUCCGCUCUAAGGCCAGGAAAAAAGAGGACCGACAAGAGAACGCGGCAGCGGCGUUCCCGGGUAAAAAAAGACUCGGCAAGAAGAAGAAGAACAAGAGAAGAAAGAGGGUCGACGGGGAAUUCGGGACGAAGUUUUAUUCGUCGGGUAACGGGAAGAGGCGCCCGCCCGGUGUUUACGGCGCAGUAAAGCUCGGAGAAAGCGGAGAAGGCCCGGGAGAGGAUGACGGUGCCACGUGUGCAGCCGUUAGAUAGGCUGCCGGAGAACCAGUCGGGUCGUUGCUCUGAUUGGUUGCUGCUCAGACAGUCCGGCUAUCCCAUAGCAUUGCCACCCUGUCGGUUCGAUGGCCAGCCGGCCGUGCAGAAGCUCGGCAAUGUCAUGAGCAUCGAAAUAGCUCCAGAAAUGCUCCCAGAAAUGCUCCCAAAAAUGACUCCAGAAAUGGCCCUCUACGACGUCUCCCAGCCUUGCACGGGGUCCGCGGCCUGCAUCGAGGAACUACCAUCUUUCUGCAGCCAAUUCUCGGGUUGCUCGGUGAACAAUGGUUCCAGUGCUCCCAGGAGCUGCCCGAUAGACGUCGAAGACCUGGCUCUCUGCUUCGAGUCAGAUAAGCAGCAGGCAAACUGCCUCCCGCAGAGGUUUGGUGCCAGCGCUGCUAAUUAUAGGCGAGUCAAGGCGAAGUAUCCGCAAUACCCGGCUCCUCUGCCGGAUAAAGGACUCUCGGCGUUCGGAGGAUCGAUCAGGGACUGCAGGAUGUAUGUCGGAUACGGAGGAAGUUGGGCCGACGAGAGCUUCUGCAACGGUUGCCCGCAGAGCUUCGGGUUUUGCUCCGAGGAACAGUGGCUGCAGUGCCCCGCCAGCGAUCGGUGUCCCAUUUUUGGGACAAGCUAUUCUCCUUAUGCGACAGACCUGCUGCCACCGUGUGCUUACGAGGACUUCAGGAACGAUUGCUGGCAGUAUGGGUGCAACGAGGAUGAACAGCUGCUGGAGGAUUAUUUGAGUAAUGAGAAGAGGAAGGAAAAGUCUCGGGAUGCUGCAAGAUAUCGUCGCAGCAAAGAGACAGACAUAUUCACGGAAUUGGCGACAGCACUUCCGAUUCCAACUGACCAGGCCGCUCACUUGGAUAAGGCCAGCGUGAUGAGGCUUGCCAUCGCCUACUUGAAAGUGCGCUCUGUAGUCGAGACCAUGCCACCGCCGCUGGCCAAGUCCGAGACAUCGACCCAGAUGGACAAGAUGUUCUCCGAGGCCCUGAACGGCUUCAUGUUGGUGCUGUCCAAUGACGGCAACAUGAUCUACCUAUCGGAAAACGUCAGCGAUUACCUCGGCGUGACUCAGAUGGACAUGAUGGGCCAAAGUGUGUACGAGUAUAGUCAUCCGUGUGACCACGACGAGCUCCGUGAAUGUCUUUCUUCAAAGCCCAGUGAGAGCAAUGAAAAGCGCUGCUGCAGCUUCUUUCUGCGGCUGAAGUGUACCCUGACCAGCAAGGGCAGGAAGGUCAACUUGAAGAGUGCCUCCUACAAGGUGAUCCACUGCACCGGCAGGUUGACGUACAUCCGCGAGCCGGCACCGCGCACCUUGGAUACCGAUGACAAGGAUCGAACCACCGAGGAGGACGGAGUCGUAAAAAGUACUGGCGCCUCUUUGGUGCUGGUCGGAUGUCCCAUACCGCAUCCCAGCAACAUAGAGAUACCUCUGGGACGUCAUACUUUCUUGUCGAAGCAUAGUCUUAGCAUGAAGUUCACCUAUGCUGACGAGAAGUUGGCAGAGUAUCUGGGCUGGAACAGCGAAGAGCUGAUGGGACAGUCGGUCUUCGAAUUCUAUCACGCCCUCGACAAUCUGGCCCUGGACAAAUCUUUCAAGUCACUGUUCAGCAAGGGCCAGUGCGAGACCGUGGCCUACAGAUUCCUGGGCAAACGAGGAGGAUACGCGUGGGUGGUCACGCAGGCCACGCUCAUUCAUUGUUCGAAACAGCAGAAACCGCUGUCCGUCGUCUGCGUUAACUACAUCCUAAGCGGGGUGGAGCGCGAGGAUGAGGUGUACAGCGUGCGUCAACAGGCAGCCCGUGACACCGAGCCGAGCCUCGUGAAGUCGGAGGAGCUGGUCUCGAGCAGCAUCAACGAGACCGCCGAUAAAGAGCAACAACAACAACAACAACAACAACAGCAAUCGGCUUCUCAGCAGCCGGCUGCGACGAAGCUUCGGCUGCAGGUGCAGGUGACCGGCGGUACUGGAGACACCGGAAGCACCGGAAGCGAAGACCUUGAGGAACGAGCAGCGAUCGAGCCGGCGAAGAGCGAGGUCAAGUCUUGCGGCGAGGCUGCCCAGAAAGAGGAACCGAUCGCCGCGAUCGUCGAUCCGGUGAAACCUUUGGCAGUGACGACCUCGACGUUCCGCGCCGCGGUACCGAAACCGAAAAAGGAGCCGGCUGGGCUCCAGGACGGCUCGCGGAAGGAUAACACCUUCCCGAGACCGGUCCGCGACGCAGAGAAAUCGUUCGUCGGCGUGCAAGCGCUCAAGGACUCGCUCGAGGAGUCGCUCAAGGAGAACGACGAGCCGAAACGGAAGCUGCGGGCUGCUCGCCCCUUCAUCUUUCAGGGCAAGCCGGCAUUGGAGUACAAUCCGAAGGCCAAGACGGUCACCAGGCAGCUGUUCGUGCCGAUUUCCCCGCAACAACAGCAGCAGCAACAGCAACAGCAGGAACAGAUCACGUGCAGACCACCGCCGCAGACUGCAACAGCGAGCAUAUUCGCGCCUCGUACCGAGGACAUGAACAAGGGCUUCUUGACGUUCAGCGAGGAUCAACCAGGCCUUACCAUGUUGAAGGACGAGCCGGAGGACCUGACGCAUCUGGCGCCCACGCCUGGCGACGUCUGCGUCCCUCUGGAGGACACGCCAUUCCUCACCGACAUGCUCGACGAGUUCAUCCUCAGCAACGACAACUAUUGUCCCCUGCUCAGCCCGGGAGCCGGCCUGGCCACGGAACUACGCUCCACGGACUUCGGUGAUCCCCUCAAGGACACCGAUCUGAGCGACACCAGGAACAAGGGCUUGGGCGAGUCUUUGGCCGACAGCGAUCCCUUCAUGUACGGCGACUCGCCGAGCAGCCCGUGCAGCAUCGACCCUAACUCCGUGUCACCGUCCCUCGUCAAAUACAGACAAAGUCCAGAGAGAAGCAUAGACUCCCUGGGCAGCCCAACCGGAGGCAGCGGUGCCGAAGGUUUGUCCGAAGACGAGAUGCUGAUGCUGGGCCUGAGCGACAGUAUAGCAGACGAUGAAUUGGCACUGAGAGCUCCCUAUAUACCUAUGUCGGACCAAGACGAAGCGUUGGACCUACUGAUCAGUGACGACAUGGUCAUGUGGAGUCCGCCGCAGACCACGGAGAAAAGCUGUCCAAAAUGGAUGCUGGACGAGAAGGACCAAAGGAUGACGGACUCGAGUCUGGCUCAGCUGCUGAAGACAGACCAAGUGGUCUCCAGAAAGUACAAUGACCACGGGGGCGGCCUGGUGAACCCGGUGCAGGUGCUGGGUCAAAUCCCGAGGAAACAUACUGGCUUGGAUGUCAGUCAUUGGGCCGCGAAGCUGGACAGACCCAAUAAACGCAUCCACACAGCCUCGUUGGACACGGGGACCGAGAACAAGCGUAUCAAAUGCGACGAGUCCAGUCGCCGGGGCGGUCCUCUAGUGCUGGAGGACCAUUUGCUCGGGAAACAACAGCCGUCCAUGCCUAGGAAGCCGGUGGGCAUGGGCGGCAGCCAGCUGCUGCGCCGGCUGGUGUCCCAGCAGACGGUGCAAAGGAGCAACGGCGUCUACCAGGGUGACUGUUUCACGGGCGGUCCUCGCAGGAACGACGUUAGGAGCCUGGGGAUGAACGACAGCGAAGGGGACAGCGGGGGCGGCGGAUGCGAGGGCGGGGGAGGCGGGGACGGGGCUCAGAGCGGCUCAGAGCGGACCUCGGUUGCCGGUUGCAACAGCGUGCUGAUGAACCUUCUGGUGUCCGGCUGCGACGAGAACCUGAUGGAAUCUCGUAACGUGCCCACCUCGCUCUCAAAGAGCUUGACAACACCGUUGUCCGUCAACCUGGAUAACCAAAUGGUGCCUCAGUGUCCUGCAUCCGGAGGAUCAACAGGAUCGUACGAUCAGCUGAGUCCGGACUCGAGCAAACGACUCUCCGGCACGUUCAUCAGCGAAGGAUCGUUGGUCUCGCCGUCUUCGACGAUGAUCAACUUUGAAAACUUUGAUUACGAUCCGAGUUUAACGAGUAGCGGGCUACUACAGGUGCAACCGGACCUGUUCGGGACCCUCUUGGAUCGGGAGCUCGUUUAAAGGACCGUAAAGUCUCAACGAUGAAAAAAUAUGCAGUAUCAAGACGUCACGAUUAUGCUGUGGAAUUCCAUGAAUUUUGUGAAAAUAACAAUUUCUUCAGUCUCCUUUUCCGUCGGAAUUGACGUUUUCGAUAAUAUUUUACGUGGUAAAUUUCUGGAAAUUGUGUACGCAUUAAUUAUUCAUUUAGUCGUUUAGUAAAGAGUGGGACGAAGUGGGACGUUAGUAAAGUUUUUGAUAAUAUUUGUUCUAUUUGUAAAAGCCACAGUCUAAUCAUGAUCACUCUGUGUUGCCUGCGUUUGACGCUGAAACUAUCAACCAAUCUAAACGAUCGCAAACGAUACGUUAGGUGUAAAAAAUGAAUUUCACAUGUCUUUGAAAUAAUUUUCUUAUUAUAUAAGUCAGUGUAAAAUAAAUCCACAAAUCAUUUGCAUAUAUUAUAAGACCAUAAAUGAGGGAUGGGUAAAAUUUUAUUUUAUACUAAAUAUAGUGGAUAGUUUAUUUUAUUUGAAGUUUUAUUUAGAAUUAUUAAGAACACCUGUGAACUUAUAUUAGCGAUUGCGCUAUUGUCAAGUUCUACAGCGACUUAUAAACGUAAAAGUUUCCAAAAUGGCGGGGAAAUAUAUUUGAAGAAUUUUGCAAUUGUAUUUUGUUAAAAGAGAAAUCUGAUGCUUGGUAGACUGGUUUGAUAGUUCCAAUGUUGAAAUGACGGAUCUUAUUUUGUAGAUAAAGAUCUACGAGAUGUAAACAUGGUCCAGAGACAUUAUUGUCUGUUAAUAAAACCCGCACACGCCGUUUCGGUUCGAGAACAGGGCGAUUCGAUGGUCCAUUGAUCACGCGAGAAAGUGCCAAUGCAUUUUUUAGAGAGAUCUAGUUGUUAGGUGACUGCCGAUGGAAAACGGUCCUCGUUAGAUUUCAUUUAGGCAAUUUCGAAGUACGUUCGGCGCGAUUGAACUGUGGAUCUUUACACACUUCUUAAUCGUGUUCUUUGCUAACAAUAUUUCCGUAAAUAUUAUGUACAAGCACAUUUGAAAAAUAAGGGUUCCUGCGAAAAUAGGGUGCUGUGCAAAUUACUCCAAAUUUACAGAUCUGCAUUCUACCCAUUGAGUGAAGUUGUUUCACAUGUCCAAUUUUCAGCAAUAAUUUCAGACCAAAUUUUGCCCUGUAAAUUCGUCAAAUGUACAAUAUUAAAUAAUGACAAUUAACAUUGAUGGAGCAGAUAUGAAUAUUUGGGGUAAACUCGUUGCAGUCGACUAUACAAAAUCGAUACUUCCUGAGAUACUAAAAAAUUGACAUUGAAGUUUUAGGAACAGAUACUGUGCUUUAAGAUGGUGCAUAAUACGUUUAGGAAGUUGUAAGAAUUUUCCAACUUUAUAACAUUGACGUAAAAAAAAAAAUUGGAUACUUGAUGUGUAAUAACCUGACUGUACUCUCGCAUCGCUGGCAAACUCAUUUAUGGUUUACCCACUAGCUAAUCGAGUGGUUUUCUCAUCCAUUGCUUAGUUGAGAUCGAUGAAAAUUGUUAUCGGGAAGGAAAAUUUACGUCGCGCUGAAAACGUGUGGCACCGUUUUACCAUCACGGCGGCCACGGACGAGAACGUCGUCGUUGUUGUUACUGUUUUUUAUAGUUUUUAACAAGGCCAAUCCCGAUUAUCAGUUGUUAGAAAUACGUAUAUAUGUGUAUAUUGUAGCGCGAUUGUCGUUCUUUCGAGACCAUUUUAUUCGGUGAACGCUAGAUUACACGAAAUAUAUAUAUACAUGUGUUUAUACAUAUAUAUUUUUAAUAUCACUUAUCGAUAUAAAUACAGUCACUAUAAAAAAAGCAUACUAAUUUUAUUAAUUUUACUAUCGUCUGUAUUUUUACUCAUGUAACACCACGAGACCAUUGCUAUUAAUCUUUCCUUGUAUUACACUGUCCGGUGCCGAGCGAAAGUACCGCGCCAGCGUAAAUGAUCAGAAACAAAUAAACAGAAUUUCUACUGCC
Messenger RNA from Megalopta genalis, 7752 nucleotides. The record is from RefSeq and is a predicted model, not a curated record. Lineage: Eukaryota; Metazoa; Arthropoda; Insecta; Hymenoptera; Halictidae.